Hemicordylus capensis (graceful crag lizard) is the source of this 4276-nucleotide messenger RNA. It is a transcript of the gene DIS3, whose product is annotated as DIS3 homolog, exosome endoribonuclease and 3'-5' exoribonuclease. The coding region runs from base 967 to 3537 and encodes 856 amino acids. Gene Ontology annotation, biological process: rRNA catabolic process. Gene Ontology annotation, molecular function: endonuclease activity; 3'-5'-RNA exonuclease activity; RNA binding. NCBI's taxonomy places the organism in Eukaryota, Metazoa, Chordata, Lepidosauria, Squamata, Cordylidae. The transcript has 21 exons. Gene Ontology annotation, cellular component: nuclear exosome (RNase complex); cytoplasmic exosome (RNase complex). The record is from RefSeq and is a predicted model, not a curated record.
CAGAAAUGUGAUCAUUCUUCAGACGGUUUUGCAGGAAGUAAGGAGGCGGAGUGCACCAGUAUACAAGCGAAUUAGAGAUGUGAUAGCUAAUCCUGAAAAACAUUUCUAUUCUUUUACUAAUGAGCAUCACAAGUUCAUUCAAAGAAGGUAGCAAAAAUACCACAGGGCAAAGCUACUAAUGUGGAGAAGGGAGGGACCCCAUGAGUGUGUUGGCCUUUUAAAGUUCUUUCUUUUAACAGUUAAGUUUAUUUUGAGAGUCCAGAUAUUUUCCCUGCCUGCCAACUUUUAACAAAUAGUGGACAGCAUCUGGACUAGCAUUACAUCAGUAGAAAUCUUUUCAUGAAUGGAAGGAGUGUUGCACUUGUGCAGUCCUCUUUCUGUUAACAGAACAAGCUUCCGCUAAUGAAGCACUAGUCUGGAUGCUGCCCCCCCCCCAUUAAAAAAACAAUGCUUAAGAGCUUUACACAGUUACAAAGAAUGGCAACAGAGAUAGGAGGCAGGGAAAAGGAGGUGCUGAUUAGAGAGGGACAGCCUGACAAAAGAGGUGUUUACAAUGGAGAUCUCUGUGUGACAGGAGGCAGAGCAUUAGGGUGCAAAAGGCUAGAGAUGGAAGAUAGAUGAAUUCUUACAGUAAGCUCAGGUUCUGUGGUCUGCAGCCAUGGUACUUGCAGCAUUGCUUGGAGAGGAAAUUAAAUCUGCAUGCUAUUCCUUCAGUGUUCCCUCUAAGGCGUGCACUCACAAGUUCUUAAAUGUCUGCUCAGUUAAUUUGAGAUCUUGCUCAGGUUGAAUCAGUAAGGUUCCACUCUGAAUGCAUGUGCAUAAACACUGGUUUGAUACUGCUGCCCAGAACAAAACUCAUUCCACACACAGAUAGAAAAAAUUAGAAAGAACACUGUCCUUCUCCUUCCCCCUCUCCACCCUUUAAAAGCAGUUAACUAGGUAAUUUCAUUUUAAGACCAUAGGCAAAUGUCAGUAAAUCAGUACAUGCUAUAUUCAUAUACUAACUUUUGUUACAGACCUACUUUUGUUGAUGCCAGAGAGAAAUGCAGAGAAACAUAUAUAGAACAAGAACAAGGAGAAAAUUCUAAUGACCGCAAUGACAGAGCCAUCAGAGUGGCUGUAAAAUGGUAUAAUGAACACCUGAAGAAGUUGCAAAGCAAAGAGAAGGUGCAAGUUAUCUUGCUUACAAAUGACCGAACAAAUAAGGAGCGUGCUUUGGAAGAGGGAAUAACUGCUUAUACAUGUGAAGAAUAUAUAAAGAGCUUGAUAGCAAACCCUGAACUUGUGGAUCGACUUGCUUCCUUAAAUGAUGACGGGAAUGAGAUAGAAAGUGGGAGGAUCAUUUUCUUGGAGCAUCUUCCUCUAAGCAAACUGCAGCAGGGCAUAAAAUCUGGCCUUUACCUUCAAGGAACCUUCAGAGCCAACAGAGAUAAUUACCUCGAAGCUACAGUUUGGGUUCAUGGAGAUGGAGAUGAGAGAGAGAUAAUAAUACAAGGACUUCGAAACUUAAACCGAGCAGUACAUGAAGAUAUUGUAGCAGUGGAACUCUUGCCAAAAGAUGCCUGGGCUGCACCAUCAUCUGUGGUCUUGCUUGAUGAUGAGGGUCAGAAUGAAGAGGAUGUCGAAAAAGAAGAGGAGAAAGAAAAAAGUUUCAAGGUUUCUGUUAGCAAGAAUAUGCUGCGACCAACUGGCAGGGUUGUGGGCAUUAUCAAAAGAAACUGGAGGCCUUUUUGUGGCAUGCUUUCUAAAUCACAUAUAAAAGAGGCAAGACGGCAUUUAUUUACACCAGCUGAACGCAGAAUCCCUCGAAUUCGAAUAGAAACAAGACAGGCUACAGCACUUGAAGGCCAAAGGAUUAUAGUUGCUAUUGAUGGCUGGCCUAGAAAUUCGAGAUAUCCUAACGGCCAUUUUGUAAAGAAUUUAGGAGCUGCUGGAGAUAAGGAGACUGAGACUGAGGUCCUGUUACUUGAACAUGAUGUCCCUCACCAGCCCUUCUCCCAAGCUGUUCUUAGCUUCCUGCCUCAAAUGCCCUGGAGCAUUACUGAUCAGGAUAUGAAAUUUAGAGAGGACCUGAGGCAUUUGUGUGUGUGCAGUGUAGAUCCUCCUGGCUGUACUGAUAUUGAUGAUGCAUUGCAUUGUAGAGAUCUGGAAAAUGGAAAUCUGGAGGUUGGUGUACACAUUGCAGAUGUCAGCCAUUUUAUUCGACCAGGAAAUGCUUUGGAUCAAGAAUCUGCAAAAAGGGGCACAACUGUGUAUCUGUGUGAAAAAAGAAUUGAUAUGGUUCCAGAACUACUUAGUUCCAACUUAUGUUCCCUGAGAUCCAAUGUGGAUAGGCUUGCAUUUUCAUGUAUAUGGGAAAUGAAUCACAAUGCUGAAAUCUUGAAAACCAGAUUUACAAAAAGUGUCAUUAAUUCCAAGGCUUCCCUUACAUAUGCUGAGGCACAGAUGAAAAUAGAUUCCACCAGCAUGAAUGAUGACAUUACUACUAGUUUACGUGGACUAAAUAAGCUUGCCAAAAUUCUUAAAAAGCACCGGAUAGAAAAAGGGGCUUUAACACUUUCUUCACCUGAAGUUCGUUUCCACAUGGAUAGUGAAACCCAUGAUCCUAUUGACUUGCAGACAAAGGAGCUCAGAGAAACCAACUCUAUGGUUGAAGAAUUCAUGUUGCUGGCUAAUAUCUCUGUAGCACAAAAAAUUUAUGAUGAAUUCUCAGAACACGCCUUGCUGAGAAAGCAUCCUGCUCCUCCUCCUUCAAACUAUGAUAUCCUUGUGAAGGCAGCAAAGUCUAAGGGUUUGGAAAUCAAAACCGAUUCAGCAAAAGCCCUGGCUGAUUCUCUUGAUAGUGCAGAAUCUCCCUCUUUCCCGUAUCUGAAUACUCUAUUACGUAUCUUGGCUACUCGCUGCAUGAUGCAAGCUGUUUACUUUUGCUCUGGAAUGGAUAAUGAUUUUCAUCACUAUGGCUUAGCAUCACCUAUUUAUACGCACUUUACUUCACCAAUCAGAAGAUAUGCUGAUAUAAUUGUGCAUCGACUAUUAGCUGUGGCUAUAGGAGCAGACAGUACUUACCCUGACCUCACAGAUAAACAUAAAUUAUCAGAUUUGUGUAAGAAUCUCAAUUACAGGCAUAAAAUGGCUCAGUAUGCCCAGAGAGCAUCUGUUGCUUUCCACACCCAGUUGUUUUUCAAAAGUAAAGGUGUGGUGAACGAAGAAGCAUAUAUUCUGUUCGUAAGAAAGAAUGCAGUUGUGGUUCUGAUUCCCAAAUAUGGCUUAGAAGGCACUGUGUUCUUUGAAGAAAAAGAUAAGCCAAAACUAACGCUCCUGUAUAACGAUGAGAUUCCCUCACUUACUGUGGAAGGCACCACAUUCUAUAUAUUUGACAAAGUUAAAGUUAACAUCAUGUUAGAUGCUUCCAAUCUCCAACACCAGAAAAUCCGAAUGGCUCUGGUAGAACCCAAGGUAUCAGGCAGUAGUGUUUCCACCCAGGCUCUGAAAUCAAACAGUGAACCAGAGGACAAGAAGAAGAAAUUAGGAGAAUAGUUUCAUUUUAGCAAUGAAUAAAUUGUUCCUGAGGCACACUGUAUAUCACAUUUACAGUUUGAGAUUACUUUUAAAGAAAUUUGUUAAAUUUGUAGCUUAAUUUAAACUUUUUUUAUUCUCCCUUGUUAUAAUGCAAUUUUUAAAUACUCCUAUUUAUGUAUUGUAUCUCUCAAAGUACCAUUUAAAAAUGAAGCUAAGCUUCUGGAAAUUGCUGGCUCUGUAUAUUAAUUUGGAUGCAAAAUCUAUUUUUUAGGUUAGAUAUUAAGAACUGAUAAUGUGCUAAUACAGUACCAUUUGAAAUUUUUGGAAUGAAUCUAACUUUAAUCUGUAAUAUGGAUCUCUCUUCAGAAUUUUUUGUUGGUCACCAUAUGUUUUUCUUUCUGAUAUUUGUUGUUUUAAAUAACUUAAAGGAGAAUGAUAGUGGUGCCACUGGUGCAACAGUCUUAAAACCAGAACUGUGAAAGUCAUAUAAGCUGUAUAGUAUGAAAACGUAAAAAAGAGAGACCUUGUGCUUAUUCCUUUGCUCUCUUCAGCCUCAAGUGAGUGAAGAAGUAUGUUGGGGGCACGAUGCCGCUGAAGUGUGGGUCAAGGGACACAAACACUUCUGUCAGUUGUACACAUAUUAAAUACUUCUCAUAUCUUGCUAUUUUCUUUAGUUCAGUAAACAUGGAGGCCUGUGCAACUGUGUUUGAAUAAGUUCAUUUUUGUACUGUAGAUGCAAUAAAAAUUUAUACCAUAA